AAAGAGAGAGAGGAAGAGGGAGACAGAGAGAGAAAGAAAGAAAGAGAGAGAGGAAGAGGGAGACAGAGCGAGGAAGAGGGAGACAGAGAGGGGGGGCUGAAAUAACUGUAACCUGUUUCAUCACUCCAGUCUACGCUACAACUUCAGUCUCAAUCCAGCCGUGGGCGGGACGUCAUGCUGUUGAUCGAUGGGAUGCCUGCCGUCAUCGUCCAAUCAGAGUCUCUGGAGCCUCAGAGAACGUCUCUGUUGGUGUUGUCCCCUCUCUCCUCUCCAGUCUCUGUUGGUGUUGUCCCCUCUCUCCUCUCCAGUCUCUGUUGGUGUUGUCCCCUCCUGAGAUGGACAGGGUGGUUCUGAAGAGUAAGGUGUUCAGCCCAGUACCUCCAAGUCCUCCAGACACACAACCCUGUAACCCAAACUCUUUCCAGUCCCAGACAGAGCCUGUAGACCUGUCCACCAGCAGCUCCAGGACAUCUCCGACAUCCACAGGAGUCUCCCUGUGCCCCCUACCGUCCACCUCCAUCACCAAGCCUUCCUCAUCAUCAUCCUCCUCCUCUGUCAUUACGUAUGUCCCAAAUACUCCUGCUAUAUCAGCGGCAGGUCCCGGCGUGAGAGUCCUUUGUGGUUAUGUCCGAGAGUACCUCCUCACACCCCUCUCCUCCAGCCCCACCCCUCUUCAGGCCCACCGUACGCCCGUAGUGGUACGGCCCACACCCCUCUCCUCCAGCCCCGCCCCUCUUCAGGCCCACCGUACGCCCGUAGUGGUACGGCCCACACCCCUGCUCUACACCAACCCAGCACACAGCAGAACCCUGGUGGUACCCCGACGUCCACAUCACCCUCACCAUGGUGACAGCCAGGAUGAUGAGCUGCCGAAAACGAGACUGGACAGUGUGACAGAGAUGGGACGGGCUGUAACCAGAGUGGGUCAUGACUCCAUGUUAGCCGGUGGUAUCCAGAGCAUGCGGGUAGGUCAUGUGACCAGGUCAGAGGUCAGGGGGCGUGUCCGUAGGUGUGUCCACAGGUGUGAGUUUUACGGCUGUAACAAGGUGUACACCAAGAGUUCCCACCUCAAGGCCCACAGACGCACACACACAGGUGAGAAGCCGUAUAAGUGCACGUGGGACGGGUGCACGUGGCAUUUUGCCCGUUCUGACGAGCUGACCCGCCAUUACAGGAAACACACGGGAGUGAAGCCCUUCAGGUGUGGCGACUGUCAACGCUCCUUUUCCCGCUCAGAUCACCUGGCCCUGCACAGACGCAGACACACACUGAUCUGAGGAGGGAGGGAGGGAGG
Molecule: messenger RNA, 1294 nt
Organism: Oncorhynchus kisutch (coho salmon)
Lineage: Eukaryota; Metazoa; Chordata; Actinopteri; Salmoniformes; Salmonidae
Product: Krueppel-like factor 12
Exons: 5
Coding region: 336-1277 (313 amino acids)
Biological process (GO): regulation of transcription by RNA polymerase II
Molecular function (GO): RNA polymerase II cis-regulatory region sequence-specific DNA binding; DNA-binding transcription factor activity, RNA polymerase II-specific
Source: RefSeq, a predicted model, not a curated record